Messenger RNA from Esox lucius (northern pike), 4885 nucleotides. RefSeq names its product glutaminase kidney isoform, mitochondrial. Bases 135 to 2087 code for a protein of 650 amino acids. Gene Ontology annotation, molecular function: glutaminase activity; protein binding. Gene Ontology annotation, biological process: L-glutamine catabolic process. The transcript has 18 exons. NCBI's taxonomy places the organism in Eukaryota, Metazoa, Chordata, Actinopteri, Esociformes, Esocidae. The record is from RefSeq and is a predicted model, not a curated record.
GGCAUUGCAUUACAGUAUGAGUCAUUGCCCGCUGAAAGGUAACGUGGUACAUUGACUUGCCUUGCCUAUUUUUCCAUUUCGUGUUUUAAGAUUAUAAGGUAGAAAUUCUAUUACAUUUUCUCGAAAGGAUUGAAAUGUUACAGUUUCGGUUUUCGACAGUGCUGAAAGAGUUCUUUCAAUCAAACCUAAAGCGCUCCUUGGCAGGUAUCUCAAGAAAUAAAACGUCUUUACCGAUCUACUACUGCUUCAGCACCGCCUCUGUUGAUGUCAAAGUCAGCUCCAAAUUGAAAGUGCUCCAUGCCGGUGUCCACUGCCCGCUGCUUUACACCACAACUGGCAUCCGGACCUACUGUACCAAAGCCGAAGGUGCAGCGAUACCGGUGACCGAAAAUGCUGUACCGUUGACCGCUGUAUUGUUACCCGACCAGGUGAAGAAAGAUGAGACUGUCAAAGAAGCAGCAACUGAAAAAAAAAGGAAGGCCGGCAUCCUGCCUAGUCUGGAGGACCUUCUCUUCUACACCAUAGCAGAGGGCCAGGAAAAAAUCCCUGUCCACAAGUUUCUCACAGCACUGAAGGCCACAGGUCUACGCACUGGAGACCCCCGGCUGAAGGAAUGCAUGGACACUCUCAAAGUCACCCUGAAGAACACCUCGGAUGGAGUCAUGCUGGACAGACACCUCUUCAAGAAGUGUGUCCAGAGCAACAUAGUCCUGCUCACCCAGGCAUUCCGCAAGAAGUUUGUCAUUCCUGACUUCCAGUCUUUCACCUCCCACAUUGACGAGCUCUAUGAGAGUGCCAAAAAACUGAACGAAGGCCAGGUUGCAGAUUACAUUCCCCAGCUUGCCAAAUUCAGCCCGGAACUGUGGGCCGUUUCUUUGUGUACCGUGGACGGACAGAGACACACGGUAGGCGACACCAAAGUCCCCUUCUGUCUGCAGUCGUGUGUGAAGCCGCUGAAAUACGCCAUCGCCGUACAUGACCAUGGCACCGAGUAUGUGCACCGAUUCAUUGGGAAGGAGCCCAGCGGCCUGAGAUUUAACAAGCUCUUCCUGGAUGAGGAUGAUAAACCCCACAACCCCAUGGUGAAUGCAGGAGCUAUCGUUUGCACCUCAUUGAUAAAGCAGGGUGCGAGCAAUGCUGCCAAAUUUGACUAUGUCAUGAACUUCCUAAAUAAGAUGGCAGGAAAUGAAUACGUAGGCUUCAGCAACGCCACAUUCCAGUCAGAGCGGGAGUCUGGGGAUCGGAAUUUCGCUAUUGGCUACUACCUGAAAGAAAAGAAGUGUUUUCCUGAGGGGACAGAUAUGACGUCCAUUCUGGAUUUCUACUUCCAGCUGUGCUCCAUUGAGGUGACCUGCGAGAGUGCCAGCGUCAUGGCAGCCACCUUAGCCAAUGGCGGCUUCUGCCCAAUCACAGGCGAGCGUGUGCUAAGCCCAGAGGCAGUGCGUGACACGCUUAGCCUCAUGCACUCCUGCGGCAUGUAUGACUUCUCUGGACAGUUCGCCUUCCACGUGGGCUUGCCAGCCAAGUCUGGCGUGUCAGGGGGCAUUCUGCUGGUGGUGCCCAACGUCAUGGGCAUCAUGUGCUGGUCUCCACCCCUGGACAAGCUUGGCAACAGCGUCAGAGGCAUCCAGUUCUGCACGGACCUAGUUUCUCUCUUCAACUUUCACAACUACGACAACCUGAGGCACUUUGCCAAGAAGCAUGAUCCACGCAGGGAGGGAGGCGACCAGAGGGUCAAGUCGGUCAUCAACCUCCUGUUUGCCGCCUACACCGGGGAUGUCUCUGCCCUGAGGAGGUUUGCUCUAUCUUCUAUGGACAUGGAGCAGAGAGACUAUGACUCCAGAACAGCUCUACAUGUGGCGGCAGCUGAAGGACAUGCAGAAGUGGUGCGUUUUCUCUUGGAGGCAUGCAAGGUGAACCCUGAUCCCAAAGAUAGGUGGGGCAACACUCCAAUGGAAGAGGCCUUGCACUUUGGCCAUCACGAUGUGGUCACCAUCCUCCAGGACUAUCAUAACAAGUAUAACCCACAAGAGGCCCCUAAGAAGAGCAAAGAGACUGUUGAGGAGAACUUGGAUGGCAUGUUGUAGUGUGCACAUCCAAGCCAGUAGGUGGCGCCUCACCGCUUUUAUAUAAUCUCUAUUCCCUAGACUGCUGCUGAGAUACAUGCUUUUGGAGUGACUUUUGUCGACUUUGUAUGAUAACUGUGUUGUUUUUUUUAAACUGUGUGUCUCGUUGGAUGUGUUCUUAUUUUUUUUCUAUACUCCCAUUGUGCACUUUUCUCCUUUUGUGACGGUGUUGCUUGUUUUUGACUUCCACUUUCUUUUCUCUCACUAAGCCUGUGUGGUUUGUGAGAGCCCAAAAAGUGUAUAACCAAAUUGAAACAGUGUGACAAUAGUGUACUGCGUAUAGAAUUAUGUUAAUAUACAUAUGCUUUUACAUAUAAAUUGUAUAUUUAUGUACUGUUAAAAGUAGAUUUCAUGAUAUCAAAGAACAACGCUUAAUCUUAUUUAAUGUAAUAGCAGUUUGGUGUUUUCCUUGAAGGGCCACAAUGUCUAAUAGUCUUUGUAAAAACCAGACACUCUAUUGAAAUUCUAUUCAUAUUGGCACUAAUAUAACUACCUGUCUAGCCACAUGGCUUGGUUAACGCCUAGAUGGAUAUGUAAAAAAACACACCACUUCUAACUACAUAACAAGCUACAAUAAGUAGAAUUCCAACUGUAUAUGUUCCUGUCGCGUACUUAGUCACAUAUAAACAAGUAUAGGAUGCCUAACUGUAUCAAACACAUUACUUCCUCUAGUCCUGAUCAAACACAUCACGACUUAUCAACACCACUGGAUAGGAACUCUAUGCACUUAAGCUUUCAUUUCAAUGUCAUGUUACUUCAUACUUUGCUUUGUUUAGGAUGAGCACAUUUUUUGUGGGUAUUUGUAUGUCUGUUGUUCUUUUUCUCUGAUUAUUUCCCCAUUUAUAAUGGAUCCAUACUUCCCAUUAACUCAAUACUGUACACUGAGCACAUGUGGUUCUGCUGUAGAAAGAAUGUACCUGAAACUGGAUCGGCUGACCCGAACAGAGCUGUGUCUGUGGCCCUGUAAUAAAACACUACUCUGGUGUCAUUGUGCUGCCAUACAGCUGACUAUCAAACCAAUCUAUUAACUAUAUUUUUAGAACCGUGUAUUUAGAAACAUAAUUUAUCCCUCCAUGCAGAGCCCUAGUGACAAACAAUUGGAAUGUAGCAAGAUCAUUCUGUGCUUAUAAAAGUGACGACUGCAUGUUUGGUCCAGUUCAUAUUAUAUUAGAAAGAGAAGAGCAAGACAGUGGUGGGAAAAGAUCAUUUGAGUUUGCCACCAUCAGAAGUACUGGUUUGUUAGUAGGAAACAGGGAACCAGUUUAACAUGUUUGCAUAAACUUACCUAGAAACAUAUGGUAUUUGACAUUCAUACUAGAUGUCUUGUUUGUCUUUCAUGAACAAGCGUGUGCCUUUGACCAGGAUCUGAUUUGAAUUUAAAAGUGUAGUCAGUCGUUGGGAAGUAGCAAAUUAUACAUUUUAUUUGUAAGUUUUGCUUUGCUACUUGAAUAUGUAUAGUAGCAUUGCAGAAUGUCUUACUGGCAUAUACCAAAACGGUUGAUUUUGUGAAGUACUUUUUAUGAUUAGCCCAACAUGCUCUCCAAUAUGAAUGUUGAGGAAUGAAGUACAGUAUUAUGAGUAAUACCAAAAACAUCAAUUUACUACAUAUUUUGUAUUCAUUUUUAUUGCUGGUUGCACUGGGUAAGAAAGUAAAACUGAAAUAUUCUUUUAUAACAAUUGUCAAAGUGAAAGAAACAUUUGUUUAUUAUUUUGACAGUAUGAAGUUGUAAAAAUACUUGGAAUGAUGUUUAAAAAAAUAUGAAUGCCCUUUUAUGGUGAGAGCUGUUUGAAAAGACUGACAACCACAUGAACCUGUUGUUGUGGGAUUAUGUGGGACUUAUUACCCAGAAAUAAUUAUCUAUUGGGAUUUAAACAGCUUCACUGGGCCUUUUAUAACAGCAUUAAUCAAAACUCUAAAACGAUCAAAUGAUAAAUAAACAUCAUUGGUGGGUAUUGGAGAAAAUAUGUAGCAUUAGAGCAGUUUAAUUGGCAAAACAGAAAAUAAUCAUGCACAAUGCUAUAAUCAGCCUUUUUAAAUGGACACACAGGUGUUGGAAUGUCGGUUGGAAAUUCUAGAACUGUCCUUUCUUUAAAUUGCAUUUCUAUCUCUACUACUAUAUUUUAUCUCUAACAGAAUGUUAGCAUUUUGCAGCAGCAAUAAAGAUCUUUGUUUCUGAGAUGGGGACAGUGUCUAUGAAGAUACAUCGAAGAUACAUCGAAGAACAUAAAGGAUUACAAAAAGAUUAGAACACAGAAAUUCAACCUCAUACACCACACCCCUAAUAAUCUGGUAGAAACACACCUUAAUCUACCAAACCUCAUCAUAGACAUGGCAACAGGAAUAGGUAUUAUAAUAUUGGUUUGGUCAUUGCUAUAACCAUGCCUUUUGUAAUUGAGGUAGUUUGGUAUAGCAUAACCAUGCCUAAGAUAUGAUAACUUGUGUUAGCUGCCUAGGUUUUGCUAAGUGGGCUAACACAGUCUGUGGAACACGGGAGGUUUGAGUUUAAAUCCCUGUAGAGCACAUGGAGAUGGUUCAAGUCAUUUGUUAACAGUUAUCGAGGACCAGUCAAAAUUUCCAACUGAAGACUGUUCUGAAUGUAUGGCUUUAUAUGGAUAUCCUUUUUUGAUCUUAUUGUAAGGCUUACUUGAUGACAUUUUUUGUUCAGAGCUGUACAAGUGUGCAACCUCUCCUAGCAGUGGAGUGAAUAUAAAUCUAUUUAUUUUAAUAAACAAGCUUAAAUAAAGAAAUGCUUUUCAUG